Necator americanus (New World hookworm) is the source of this 696-nucleotide messenger RNA. RefSeq lists its product as uncharacterized. Gene Ontology annotation, molecular function: long-chain fatty acid transmembrane transporter activity; ABC-type transporter activity; ATP binding. The transcript is spliced from 5 exons. Bases 1 to 696 code for a protein of 231 amino acids. The record is from RefSeq and is a predicted model, not a curated record. Gene Ontology annotation, biological process: very long-chain fatty acid catabolic process; long-chain fatty acid import into peroxisome; fatty acid beta-oxidation. Gene Ontology annotation, cellular component: peroxisomal membrane. Lineage: Eukaryota; Metazoa; Nematoda; Chromadorea; Rhabditida; Ancylostomatidae.
AUGGUUCACAUACGUCCGGAAGAAAAGGAUUUCUAUCUCGGCUGGAAAUUUCUCACAAGCUUUGGACGUGUCCUGCGUUUACUUUAUCCAAGAUUUGAAUAUGCUGCUCUCCUCACCGUCACUUCCCUCAUUUGUGCUGGCGGAUAUGAGGUCGUCAAUUACAACUCUGGUAAAAUCAUCGGUAAAUUCUACUCGGCACUUCUUUCGAGAAAUGAACCCUAUUUCUGGAAUCUCUUCUGGAAAGCAACUUUGAUUUACUUCGGACAAUCAUUUCUUCUGGCCACAACAUCCUUCUCUACAUGGCUUUUGUAUCUAGCGAUAAGGAGGAAUUUAGUCACAGCUCUACAUCAACUGUACUACAGGAAAAGCGCUUACUUUUAUCUGAACGGCAUAGAUAAUGCCGGGAUUGACAAUCCCGACCAACGUAUAACACAAGAUGCAGAGCGUAUGUGUUCUACACUUGCCAAAAAUAUCUUUCCAUACAUUCUUAUUUGUCCAGGUGUUAUUGGAUGGUACACUUACAAAACAUGGGCUACAGCUGGAGGUUUUGGCGUCGCUAUUAUUUACUCAUACUUCAUUCUUGGAGUGAUUGCAAACCGAAUCAUUGUCUCACCCCUCACGAAGUGGACUUCCAGAGUAGAGAAAGGCGAAGGGGAUUUCCGGUCUGUUUAUUCUUUCCCAUUCAAAUAUCUAUAA